Molecule: messenger RNA, 2035 nt
Organism: Juglans regia (Persian walnut)
Lineage: Eukaryota; Viridiplantae; Streptophyta; Magnoliopsida; Fagales; Juglandaceae
Product: rho GTPase-activating protein 5-like
Biological process (GO): signal transduction
Molecular function (GO): GTPase activator activity
Source: RefSeq, a predicted model, not a curated record
UCUCACUCUUAUCUUUUUCUCAGUUGAAUUCCCACCAAAUCUCUGUGUCUCUAUUUCUCUCUGUAUGCUUGUUCAACUCUUCAUAUCCAGAGAAGACCAAAAGAAAGAAUCUUGAGAUAAUGACAGUCACGUCCUACAUCCUUCAACCCCUUUGCUUCAACCCAACUCCACCACUCCAAAUGCCGUCUCUGAAAAAUCUCUCUUUCUCAGAAUCUUUUUAGUAUUUGUUUUUCUUUCUUUUCCCUAAUCAGCAAGAAACAAUUUCUUUGCCAGCCAUGCCUGAGGUCCUCGACCUCAGCCAUUCCCCAUCCCAUUUCUCUUCCCCUGCUUCUCCUCCUCGUUCUCCAUCUCCUACAAGAGUCUCUUCCUCUUCCUCUUCUUUAUGCUGCCCACCCCUUCAGAAUGACGGCAUCAAUCACUCUGUCCGGGACUGUGACUCGCCCUCUUACUCUGUACAUGAGGACGGGGAUUCUAUAACGACCGACUGUGAAGAAGAGGAGGAGGAGGAGGAGAGCGAUAGGCAAAGAAGGGACCAGCUACCUGUGCUGGCAUUGCUGUUGGAAAUCUUGAGGAAAUCUUUAAUGGCUUGCAAGAGUACUGACAGGAGGGAGCUCUGUCCCAUGGAGAUUGGUUGUCCGACUGAUGUGCGGCAUGUGGCGCAUGUUACCUUUGAUAGUUUUCAUGGGUUCUUGGGAUUGCCUGAGGAGUUUGAACCUGAGGUGCCCAGGAGGCCUCCUAGCGCCAGUACUACCGUCUUUGGAGUUUCCACGGAAUCCAUGCAGUUGUCAUUUGACUCUAGAGGCAAUAGCGUGCCAACAAUUCUCUUGCUAAUGCAAAAAAAGUUGUAUGCUCUAGGAGGUCUGCAGGCAGAAGGGGUUUUCAGAAUUGCUGCAGCAAACAGUCAAGAGGAGUAUGUCAGGGACCAACUGAAUUCGGGAGUGGUACCAGAAGGCAUUGAUGUACACUGUUUGGCAGGACUUAUCAAGGCUUGGUUUAGGGAACUCCCAACUGGGGUUCUGGAUUCUCUAUCACCUGAGCAGGUAAUGCAAUGCCAGACAGAAGAGGAUUUUGCUAAAAUUGUGAGGCUUCUACCCCGAACUGAAGCUGCUCUACUGGACUGGGCCAUCAACCUGAUGGCUGAUGUUGUCCAAGAGGAACAUCUGAACAAGAUGGACGCACGCAACAUUGCUCUGGUUUUUGCACCAAACAUGACUAAGAUGGCAGAUCCUUUGACUGCCCUGAGGUAUGCAGUCCAAGUGAUGAACUUUCUCAGGACCCUAAUCUUAAAAACAUUGGUAGAAAGAAAGGAUUCUGUGGUGGAGCCUCCUUCUGCUAGCCAUUUAGAGCCUUCUGAUGAGAAUGGGCACCGAAGCCCUUCACAAGCCCGCCAGGAAGAUAUUACCCACGAGAAAGAAGAGCGAGAGCAAAGGUUCAUUACUGAAGAACCUAUUUCAGACAUUUCCGCUGACUCUAAUAAAAAAAACCACCUAAUUGAUGGAGAAGCUGGAAGUUCAUUGACUUCUUCUGAGAAACUAAAUCCUGAUGGGGAUGGUUUUUGUGGGAGUCUGACUCAGGUUGACCCUUCCAUUAACAAAAAAGAAGCAGGUGAAGCCAGUUGCGUGAGAGCUGAAGUUCAAGGUAACUCUGAAAAGAGAGAGACUGAAAAAUGUGGUCAGCAAUCUGCAGUUCCAGGAACAGCGUCUGCUGAGAAGACUAGGGGAAUCAGCAAUAUGGUCACAGAUUCAAGGAUAGAGCGGAUUGAAGCCUGGAGGUGAAGGAAAGCUCAACAGAUGUUGAUCCCCGGUUGAUUUUAUUACAGGUCUAGUGCAAGUGUUUUUUAACUUUGAAGUCAAGGGAAUGUUUGUGAAAUGUUCAUGGAGGAAACUUACAUAUUCUCAUACUAACAUUGUUGUUGGAGUUUGAUUGUUGUGGUUUCUUUGGGUUUGCUUUCCCAUCUUUAAUGGUAGAGCCAGGAAUACAUCUUCUCCCAUGACUAUAUAUUAUCCAUCUUAACCUAUGAAAAGUGAAUCUUCCA